This is a messenger RNA of Humulus lupulus (European hop), 3513 nucleotides long. RefSeq lists its product as uncharacterized. Bases 1 to 3513 code for a protein of 1170 amino acids. Lineage: Eukaryota; Viridiplantae; Streptophyta; Magnoliopsida; Rosales; Cannabaceae. The transcript has a single exon. Gene Ontology annotation, molecular function: nucleic acid binding; RNA-DNA hybrid ribonuclease activity. The record is from RefSeq and is a predicted model, not a curated record.
AUGGAAUGGCUUAACUGUUUCCCUGGCGCUAGGGUCAUUGUCCUGGAUUGGUUUUGUUCAGAUCAUAGGCCCCUCCUGGUUUGUUUCGAUUCUCUUAGUUCGGGUGAUAAGUGUGGUCUGAAGAAAAGAAAUACGCGAUUCCAUUUUGAAGAAGCCUGGUGUGAGGAGGAUCAGUGUAAUCACAUUGUCAGAGAGUGCUGGAAUUGGACUGGCCCUACUUCCAAUCCUGUGGGGGUUGUGGACAAAAUUCGUAUGUGUGGAGUUUCUCUUUGCAAAUGGAACAGGAAAAAGAAGAAGGAGUGGAAUAAAGAGAUGAAUUCUGCUAAGCGGAAGCUGGCUGUGUUAUCAAAGGCAAACAACCCUAACUUAUGGCGAGAGAUCAAGGAAACGGAGAACAAAAUCAAUUGCUUAUCUGAUAAGGAGGAGAUGUUCUGGUGUCAAAGAAGCAGGGCCCUGUGGUUGAAACUGAGGGAUCGCAAUUCUAAAUAUUUCCAUCAUAAGGCCUCUGCUAGAAGAAAGAAGAAUACGAUUUUGGGCCUUCAGGAUAGCUCGGGUUGCUGGGAAGAUGAUGAAGUGUUGGUGGAGAAGAUUAUCUGUGGCUAUUUUGAAAAUAUCUUUAAGUCCUCUAAUGCUAGCACUGACGACAUGGAGGCGGUUCUGGGAUGUAUUGAUCCAAAGGUUUCGCAAGAAACAAAUGCUCUCUUGGAGUGUGAUUUCUCGAGAGAAGAGGUGGUAAAUGUUAUUAAAAAUAUGAAUCCUACCAAGGCCCCUGGUACGGAUGGGUUACCGGCUCUUUUCUAUCACAAGUAUUGGGACAAUGUGGGGAGUGAUGUGGUGAAUGUGUGUUUGAAAAUCCUGAAUGGUGGUGGAUCGGUGGCUAGCCUUAAUGAGACCUUGAUUGCUCUCAUCCCGAAAGUGGACAAACCGGUUAAGAUUGAGCAGUUCCGGCCUAUUAGCCUAUGUAAUGUUAUUUAUAAGAUUAUCUCGAAGUGUUUGGCGGAUAGGAUGAGGAGUUCUCUGGUUGACACCAUCUAUGAAGCUCAAAGUGCUUUUGUUCAGGGCAGAGUUAUCCAAGACAAUGCGAUUAUCGGAUUUGAAGGAUUACAUUGUAUGAGGAAGAAUUUGUAUGGGAAUGGUUCAAAAUUGGCCCUUAUGCUGGAUAUGGCUAAAGCUUAUGAUAGAGUGGAAUGGAAGUUUAUUGAAAAAGUCAUGAUUAAAUUGGGGUACAGCCGUCUUUGGGUGGAUAAGGUGAUGAGAUGCGUUCGGUCUGUGCGAUUUUCUGUGUUGCUUAAUGGAGAUAUUAAGGGAAGCAUCAUCCCCUCUCGUGGUCUGAGACAGGGAGAUCCUUUGUCUCCUUUUCUAUUCCUGUUUUGUGCUGAAGCUUUCUCUGCCUUGUUUCGUAAAGCUGAAGCUGAUGGUUGUAUCUCGGGCCUCAGAUUUGGGAGGGGUUCUCUCUAUGUCUCUCAUCUCUUCUUUGCUGAUGACAGCCUGAUUUUCUUGGAUGCCAAUCGAGGGAACUAUUUGAAGUUUUUGGAGAUAGUGAGUGCCUAUUCUAAGGCGUCGGGGCAGCUUAUAAAUUUUGAUAAAUUAGAGGUGUGUUUUGGUAAGUUGGUGAAUCUGGAUGAUAGGUCUCAACUCGCUAACCUUUUGAAGGUGAAGUUGGUGGAAAACUUUGGGAAAUAUCUGGGUCUCCCCUCCUUUGUUGGGCGAAAUAAACGUGAAGUCUUUGAUAAUAUAAGAGAUAGAGUUUGGAAAAGAUUGAAGGGCUGGAAAAGGUCUCUGUUUUCCGCUGCGGGAAAGGAGGUCCUCAUAAAGGCAAUCAUACAGGCUAUUCCUACGUAUGUUAUGAGUUGUUUCAAAAUCUCUAAAAAGAUUAUUGAUUGCCUUCAUAGUAUGGCGGCUAGAUUCUGGUGGGGCUCCACUGAGAAAAAGAGGAAAAUCCACUGGUGCAAAUGGGAGGUCUUGUGUAGGCAUAAAGGUAGGGGAGGUCUUGGAUUCAGGGACUUACAUUUUUUUAAUCAAGCAAUGCUUGCCAAACAGUGCUGGCGUUUCCUUAGGAAUCCUUCGUCUCUCUGUGCUAAGGUUUUGGUGGCUUGCUAUCACCCUUCUACUAGCAUUAUUGAAGCAAAGUGCGGGUCGAAGGCUUCCUCGGUCUGGAGAAGUCUUAUGUGGGGAAACUCGAUUAUUAAACAAGGCUCUAGGUGGCGCAUUGGGGAUGGUAAUAAUGUUAGAAUCUUGGAGGACCCUUGGAUCCCCCGUCCUCGCUCCUUCAUGGUUUAUGACAAGCCGUUCUUACCUAGUGGCCUUCGUGUCAUUGAUCUAAAAAAGAAUGAUGGUUGCUGGGAUGUGGAGAUGAUCAAGUGUUUGUUUAAUGAAGAGGACGCGAUGCUCAUUUUGGGCAUUCCUUGUUCUGAGCAUCAUUUGCCUGACAAACUUUUAUGGCAUUUUACAAACAAUGGUGAAUAUAGUGUGAAAAGUGGGUACCAUCUAGCCAUGAGUUCUAAGCCUUUUCCUGAGUGUUCAGAGAUGGGUUUGAAUGAGGCACUGUGGAAAUCAAUUUGGGAGUUGAGAGUCGCAAAUAAAAUCAAACACUUUUUUUGGAAACUUGGCCAUUCAUGGCUUCCUACUAACUUUUCUUUGUUUUGCAGGAAUAUUAACUCAUCUGCUACUUGUAACAGAUGUUCUUGUGGGACCCAGGAGGAUGUUGUUCAUGCUUUGUGGAAGUGUGAGGCUAGUACUAAGAUUUGGAAAUUGGUCAACUUCUGGAAAGUGGUCAAAGGGUGUAACAAAAAAGACCCCCUUUUAUUUUUUGACUUCAUGCGUAAUACACUUACAAAAGAAAACUUGGAGCUUUUUGUGGUAAUAUCGUGGCAGAUCUGGCACCUCCGAAAUAGAGCUGUUCUGGGAGAUUUCAUGCCAAAUCCUAGAGAUGUUGUUGAGUGGUGCUUCGGGUAUUGGUCGAAUUUUUUGGAGGUGUCUUGCAAAAGGGGGAGUCAUGGGCUUCAGAAAGAUCCUCCCAGGUGGAAGCCUCCGCCUACUGGUGGGGUAAAAUUAAAUGUUGAUGUAGGCAGGUCCUCGGAUGGCUGGGAGUGGAGUACGGCGGUGGUGGCCAGAGAUGAGCAAGGCGCGUGCUUGGGGGCAAAGGGCGUAAUGGUUUGCUUCCCUCUCCUUCCUGUUGCGGCCGAGCUUUUAGCAAUCAAAGAGGGUAUUCAAUUUGGGGCUGCUUUGGGUUUGGAGAAUUUUACUAUCGAAUCAGAUUGUUUGAAUGCUGUUUUGUUGGUUAAUAACAAGAAUGUUUGCUGUAGUGAUCUUGAAGGUUUGGUCUGGGCCAUUAAAUCGCUGGUGUCUUCGACGGGUUGCAGAGGUAUUUCCUUUGAAGGCAGGAGCUCCAAUUCUGUGGGUCAUCUUUUAGCAAAAUACACUAUGGAUUCUGGUGUCAAUGCUGUUUGGAAUGGGUUAAUUCCCUCUGUUGCUUUGUCUGCUCUUGAGGUAGAAAAGCCAAUUCCUUUGUAA